Messenger RNA from Aspergillus steynii IBT 23096, 1119 nucleotides. RefSeq names its product NAD-dependent epimerase/dehydratase family protein. The record is from RefSeq and is a predicted model, not a curated record. The transcript is spliced from 3 exons. The coding region runs from base 1 to 1119 and encodes 372 amino acids. NCBI's taxonomy places the organism in Eukaryota, Fungi, Ascomycota, Eurotiomycetes, Eurotiales, Aspergillaceae.
AUGGCUGACGACAAGAAGCCGUCCGUGUUGAUCGUUGGAGGGUUGGGUUUCAUCGGACGUCAUCUGGCCCUCUACAUUCACGAAAACAACCUCGCCUCCGAAGUCCGACUGGUGGACAAGGUGCUACCACAGCUUGCUUGGUUGGCGCCCGAGUUUGAGCAGGCGUGCUCGAAGGAUAAAUUCGUCCAGGCAGAUGCCGGCCGGGAACAACAUUUCCCCCGCAUCUUCGAUCGGAGUAAUGGCGAACAGUUCGACUACGUGAUCAACUGCGGCGGAGAGACGAGGCAUUCCCAGCCCGACGACGUCUACGAGCUGCGCAGCUACAACCUGACGGUGGCUUUGGCCCGCGAGGUCGCCCGCCGUGGAAUUCGCUCGUAUGUCGAGUGCUCCACCGCCCACGUCUACAAGGGGGGAUCGGGGCCGCGAAAAGAGGACGACAAGAUCCAGCCGUGGAACAAGCUCGCCAAGUGGAAGUUGAAGGCGAGCGAGGAGAUUCAGAAAAUCCCCGGGUUCACCUACUGCGUGCUGCGCCUACCGCACGUCUACGGAGAAUACGACCCCGGCUACUUCGCGACGGGCAUCUGCCUGGCGCGCGUCCACCAGGACAUCGAGAAGGACAUGGAGAUGCUGUACACCAAGGAUCUGAAGAUCAACACCGUCUACGUCAAGGAUGCUGCCGACGCUCUGUGGAAGGCCGCCGAGUGGAGGGCCAACACCCCUCCCAGAGAAGAUCAGCCCAUUGCCUUCAACGUGGUGGACCACGGAGAUACUCGCCAGGAGCAUAUCGCCGAGGCGCUGUUGGACGUGCUAGGCAUCAAGUGCUCCUUCCUCGGUUCCCUGGCAUCUCAGCUGGCCAAAAUGAACCUUGACGACGUGCUGGACGACAUGAACGAGGAUUGUCUGCAGAUCUGGGCGGAAUUGAUUGAGCAAGCGAAGAUCGAGCGACCGGGCCCGAUCAGUCCCUUCCUGGAGAGGGAUGUGGUCAAGGACCAGGACAUGUCGAUUGACGGUACCUUGUUUGAAAAAACGACCGGGUGGAAGCCCACUCGCGAGAAAUUCGAUGCGGACGGGGUACGCGACAUGGUGGAGAGCUACAAACGUAUGGGCUGGUGGCCCUAG